AUGCGUCCCCUGACGGAGGAGGAGAGCAAGGCUGUAUUCACAAAACUUGCAAAUUACAUUGGCAAGAAUCUGGUUCACCUCAUCGAUCGCAACGACGAACCGUAUUGCUUCAGGCUACACAAGGACAAGGUUUACUAUGCCUCAGAGGCAAACAUGCGUCUGAGCAUAUCAGUUGCCAGACCAAAUCUCAUAAGUCUGGGCACUUGCUUCGGAAAAUUCUCUAAAAGUGGCAAGUUCAAGCUACACGUUACUGCUCUCGACUACCUCGCCCAGUACGCUAAAUACAAGAUUUGGAUAAAACCUAAUGGUGAAAUGCCAUUCUUGUACGGCAAUCACGUCCUGAAAGCACACUUGGGCCGGAUAACUGAAGAUACCCCCGAACAUCAAGGCGUCGUGGUGUUUAACAUGAACGAUAUCCCAUUGGGAUUCGGCGUGACUGCACGGUCAACAGUGGAUACCCGAAAACUAGAUCCUACAGCAAUCAUCGCAUUCCACCAAGCGGAUGUUGGAGAAUAUCUCCGAGACGAGGUCGAGCAAGUUUACCCCAGCAGUUUUGUGAUAGCUGACGAUCGACACAGGAUACUCUCGUAUGAAGUUGUAUUCCGUCUGUUGACAUUCUAA
Molecule: messenger RNA, 621 nt
Organism: Pisolithus orientalis
Lineage: Eukaryota; Fungi; Basidiomycota; Agaricomycetes; Boletales; Pisolithaceae
Exons: 5
Coding region: 1-621 (206 amino acids)
Biological process (GO): ribosomal large subunit biogenesis; ribosome assembly
Cellular component (GO): nucleus; preribosome, large subunit precursor; nucleolus
Molecular function (GO): RNA binding
Source: RefSeq, a predicted model, not a curated record